Molecule: messenger RNA, 225 nt
Organism: Alternaria incomplexa
Lineage: Eukaryota; Fungi; Ascomycota; Dothideomycetes; Pleosporales; Pleosporaceae
Exons: 2
Coding region: 1-225 (74 amino acids)
Source: RefSeq, a predicted model, not a curated record
AUGUGCUCCUACACAUACUCGUGGUAUUACUGUAACCACGAUUACUACAUCUGGGCCAACAGCAUCGAAGUCUGCUCCUCGCGCCUCCUCUCCGGCUACUCCUACGACGCCUGGUCCAUCGACAUGUGUUCCAAGAUGAAGAUCGAAUGCGGCGGCUUCUCGAAUUACUACUGCACAGACUGUUCAGAAGAUGUGGCGUUGGAGUUUGAGUUGGAUGAACUGUAG